CCAGCCAAAAUUUUGAGAAAGCAAAUUGGCCAUUGCGUAUUCCAUAAAGACGUUCCAUUACUCGGAAGAGUGGAGUAUGAAGGUGUGUUAGUCGGUGAAUGAUUCCUCAUAUUCUUGAAUUCAAUCUUCAUCUUCAUCGGAACCCUAAUCCCCUCCCAACCGGAAUCAAUGGAGGGAGUGUUGUCGCCGAACGAGCAACAGAGCAUGGUCUCUUCCUUCCUCGAGGUCGCUCAGGGCCAAACCGCCGAGACUGCGCGCCAGUUCCUCCAGGCUACAAGUUGGAAACUUGAGGAGGCGCUUCAGCUGUUUCUCAUAGGUAGUGAAAGUGGAUCAGUGCCACCUCCAUCGUUGCACACUCCACCUUUGGAGAAUGUUGAUUCAUGGAAUGAUCAACCUGCAAGUGAACCGAGCAGGGAAGCUGCAAGUGAAAGUAAUAUUGCCCACAAUGAUGGCGAUGAAGUGCGUCCUCCUUUGCCUGUAAUAAGGGAAACUCUCUAUGACGAUGCAAUGCUGUAUGGAGCACCAAGGGUUGGACAUCGUUCACAAGAACCGAGCUCCCUAGUUGCAUUUCGUAACUUUGAAGAGGAAAUGAGACAUCCUGGGGUUUGGGAGUCAGAGCAAGGUGCUGCUUCUAUAGCAGAGAGUUCUCGGGAUAAUCUUGCUUCACUUUAUCGUCCUCCAUUUCAUCUUAUGUUCAAUGGUCCUUUUGAUAAGGCGAAAGAUGCCGCCUCUUUGCAGAACAAAUGGCUGUUAGUGAACAUACAAUCUACCAAGGAAUUCAGCUCACAUAUGCUUAACCGGGACACAUGGGCCAAUGAAGCUGUUUCUCAGACUAUUAGUACUAACUGCAUAUUCUGGCAGGUAUAUGAUGAUACAACGGAAGGCAGAAAAGUCUGCACUUAUUACAGACUGGAUUCAAUUCCUGUUGUGCUUAUUAUUGAUCCCAUUACUGGCCAAAAGAUGCGCUCUUGGAUUGGAAUGGUUCAACCUGAAAGCUUAUUGGAAGGUCUACUAGCAUUCCUUGAUGCAGGGCCUAAGGAUCAUCAUAUUACCUUGUCACACAAGCGUCCUAGAGGAAGUUCUAGCCCCCCAAAAUCUAAAGCGUUGGUAGAUUCAGAUGAGAGUAAAGAGGAGGAUGAGGAAGUUCAAAGAGCUUUGGCAGCUUCUAUGGAAAGCAUGAAAGAAUCAACUGCUAUGGCUGGAAGAGAUAAUAAAGAUGCUGACGUUGCAGUCAAUGGGCAAGAAACAGCCUUGGCUAAGAGGCCCACCUAUCCAGCCUUGCCUGAAGAACCCAAGGCUGAAAGAAAUCUCCUAUGCAGAGUUGGUGUCCGUCUUCCAGAUGGACGUCGGGUUCAGCGUAACUUCUUACGCACUGAUCCAAUUCAGCUGCUGUGGUCUUUCAUUUCUGUUCAACUAGGGGAAGAUGAAACAAAGGCAUUUAGACUAACACACGCAAUUCCUGGAGCUUCAAAAAAUUUGGACUAUGAAAGUAAUUCAUCAUUCGAGGAAUCAGGCCUUGCCAACUCUAUGAUUUCGGUGACUUGGGACUGAGUUCAGGUUCAUUACUGGGUUAAAUUUGCAGACUGGAGGAGAACUUUGGGAUUGGUGAUUCCCAUCUAUAUGACCCGUUUUUCAUCUUUUUAUGAGGUUGUUGAUGUUCAAAGUAAAGGUUAUUAUAACUUGUGUAUAGACUACAAAUCCGAAUGAUGGGUUAAACGAAGUUAUUGGAAAUAUAUUUGUUUUUAGGACUGUCA
Messenger RNA from Cajanus cajan (pigeon pea), 1754 nucleotides. Its product is annotated as UBX domain-containing protein. Gene Ontology annotation, cellular component: nucleus. Gene Ontology annotation, molecular function: ubiquitin binding. NCBI's taxonomy places the organism in Eukaryota, Viridiplantae, Streptophyta, Magnoliopsida, Fabales, Fabaceae. Gene Ontology annotation, biological process: proteasome-mediated ubiquitin-dependent protein catabolic process. The record is from RefSeq and is a predicted model, not a curated record.